UUUAAAAAACAGGGUGAUAGAAUGAACUUUCUCUCUCCACGGAUUCUAAGGCGCUGGGGCGGGCUCACCACUGGGCGGGGUGCGGAGCGCAGUAGCCAUCCCGGCACCCCGCGCAUCCCCCCAACUCCAGCGCACUGGAGAGAGGGACAAAGAGUUGGUCCAAGUUUGAGCUCCCAGCGCAGUCAGGCUUCGGGAAGGAAGGUCUCCCGGAAGACACCUGGAAUGCUCAAGAUGCAGCGAGGAGGAAAAGCCAAAAGGCCAAUUCACAGUCCCGGUGCUGGGGGACAGGCAGGGAAAGAGAGUUAGGCCAAUCCUAGCAGAGCGAGUGGCGGGCGAGAUGAAGCUCCAGAAGGCAGGCCUCUCUUGCGCUCCGAAGAAAAGCAAACUGUCCUCCCGGGUGCACCCGGAUACUAGGCUCCUCUCUGAAAAACUCCUUCCCCUCACGCACUAAACUUUUCUCCGGGCCUUGCUCUCUCCCUCCCCGGGAGCCGCGGAGCGGGAAGGGUUAAGCCAGUUCGUCCCAGCUGACAGUCAGCUGAUUGGGUCCUGAUUGACAGCUCCGAAAAGUUUCCUUGUUUCUAUACUAUUAUGCUAAUCGCGGCCGCUCUUGCCGCCUCCCAUUGGCCCGGAGUGCCAGUCAAUUUCCCAUUUGGGCCUGACGUCACGAGUGCUAUAAAACUCAGCAAUUGCUUUAAACUCUUCUUGCUGGAUCAGAGGCUUUAAAAUCUUUUUUCAUCUUCGAGCUGUAGCUUGGGCUGCUCGUCGGCUCGGCCUGCCCCCCCUUCCCACUUUGCUUUCUGCCUCGCCUUUCCCCAGGACUUCGCUAUUUUGCUUUAAAAAAAAAAAAAAAAAAAAAAAGGAAAGAAAGAACUAAACUUCCCCCUCCCUUUCCUCCAGCCGGGCUGCACCUCUGUCUUGCACUUUGCACGGAGGAAGAGAGAGAGAGAAAGAGAGCGAGCGAGAGUGCGAGAGAGAGGAGAAAAGAGAAAAAAAAUAAAUAAAAAGAGCCAGGCAGAAGAGGAGGCGAGAAGCAUGAAGUGUUAACUCCCCCGUGCCAAGGCCCGCGCCACCGGACAGCCGCCUGCCGCGCCUCCAGCCCCGAGCGGCCGCCGCGCGCGCCCCGCCUGCAGCCCGGCCGGCAAGGCGAGCCCUCCUUAUGCAAAGCGCGCAGCGGAGCGGCGAGCGGGGGACGCCGCGCACCAGGCCGGGCUCCUCCGGCUUCGCAGCCGCCGCCGCCACCGCAGCCCGCGGAGGACCUUCCCGAGCCUGAAGCCGCCGGCUCGGCGCGCACGGAGGCGAGCAGGCGAGGAGGGGCCGGGGCGAGCGAGCAAGCACAUUGGCCCCAUCUGGCGGAGCGGCGGCGGCGGCGGCGGCGGCAGGAGAAUGGCAUCAGAACUGGCAAUGAGCAACUCCGACCUGCCCACCAGUCCCCUGGCCAUGGAAUAUGUUAAUGACUUCGAUCUGAUGAAGUUUGAAGUGAAAAAGGAACCGGUGGAGACCGACCGCAUCAUCAGCCAGUGCGGCCGUCUCAUCGCCGGGGGCUCGCUGUCCUCCACCCCCAUGAGCACGCCGUGCAGCUCGGUGCCCCCUUCCCCCAGCUUCUCGGCGCCCAGCCCGGGCUCGGGCAGCGAGCAGAAGGCGCACCUGGAAGACUACUACUGGAUGACCGGCUACCCGCAGCAGCUGAACCCUGAGGCGCUGGGCUUCAGCCCCGAGGACGCGGUCGAAGCGCUCAUCAGCAACAGCCACCAGCUCCAGGGCGGCUUCGAUGGCUACGCGCGCGGGGCGCAGCAGCUGGCCGCGGCGGCUGGGGCCGGCGCCGGUGCCUCCCUGGGCGGCAGCGGCGAGGAGAUGGGCCCCGCCGCCGCCGUGGUGUCCGCCGUGAUCGCUGCGGCCGCUGCGCAGAGCGGCGCAGGCCCGCACUACCACCACCACCACCACCACGCCGCCGGCCACCACCACCACCCGACGGCCGGCGCGCCCGGCGCCGCGGGCAGCGCAUCCGCCUCGGCCGGCGGCGCGGGCGGCGCGGGCGGCGGUGGCCCGGCCAGCGCCGGGGGUGGCGGCGGCGGCGGCGGCGGCGGCGGGGGCGCGGCGGGGGCGGGGGGUGCCCUGCACCCGCACCACGCUGCCGGCGGCCUGCACUUCGACGACCGCUUCUCCGACGAGCAGCUGGUGACCAUGUCAGUGCGCGAGCUGAACCGGCAGCUGCGCGGGGUCAGCAAGGAGGAGGUGAUCCGGCUGAAGCAGAAGAGGCGGACCCUGAAAAACCGCGGCUAUGCCCAGUCCUGCCGCUUCAAGAGGGUGCAGCAGAGACACGUCCUGGAGUCCGAGAAGAACCAGCUGCUGCAGCAAGUCGACCACCUCAAGCAGGAGAUCUCCAGGCUGGUGCGCGAGAGGGACGCGUACAAGGAGAAAUACGAGAAGUUGGUGAGCAGCGGCUUCCGAGAAAACGGCUCGAGCAGCGACAACCCGUCCUCUCCCGAGUUUUUCAUAUGCUGCAAGAUGACCCACAUUGGCACCAGGCUUCGGAGAGACAACAGGGAACCACAAGGGAUCACUUUCAGAGGAGUGCCAAUCUGAAAGAGAGGUUUCCACCCUGGGGACAUGGCCAGUGUAAUCAAAGCUGCUCUUCACUGACCAUGCCAAGGGCCGGGCAAAGAAUCAACUAAAUUCAGUCCUUGCUGCAACCACCCAAGUCCCUCCCUUGAAGUUGACAUUAAUGACCUGCGGUUGUUGAGUGACUUAGAGCUCCAACGUGCUUUCACAAAAAAACAUAAUCUUGAACUUCUUAAAGUGCAGAAGGCUACCUUGCGGAGUGAGGCAGCCCCAGCCGGGAGAGGAGCUGACGCUCACUGUUCUGGCCUUGACUGAUCUACCCAGCCGGAAGUGGAGAGUCUCUGCAGCACCACCGCACCCCGGCAGAUGCCGCCUGGAGCAGUGUGCCCCGGGGCCCGACCCGCCACGACGGGUCAGCAGAUGACACUUCUUCAGCUGUCCUUAGUAUUCACUGCCAUCCUGUGAAGCAGACGGCAGCGGCCGUCUCCCCAGCCUGGAGCCCUGCGCUUUGCAUGUGUUAGUGUAUUUAUUCUUUGAGACUUCCUUCCAGAGUGAGUUCUACAGACGAGGAAACCAGGCCAAGAGUGUGUGGAGGCAGAGGGACGUAAUUAUUUCUUUUCUAAAUAAUGACACAUGCUGAUGUACCUUCCAUCCUCCCAGAGCACAUACUGGUAACUCGUUUCUGAAUGCUCUUCUUAUCCCGAGAGGUUUCAGGGGCGUAGACAAGAAGGUGUGUGACUCUGAGCCCUCGGACUCUCAGAUCCAGAUCUGCCUGUUCUGUCAUGCCCCAGCCCACCUUGGAUGACCUGCCGUCCACGGGAGCACCCAGCAUCCUAGGGCCUGAUAGAGGGCUGGGGUGUCUGGCAGGCCUUGCUUCCUGAUGGAGUCUGUAGGGAAGCACCAAGAGAGAAGAGGCUAAGCACUGUGGAGACAUUAAAAUGAAACAUUUUCCAGAAUGUUACAAGACUCUCCAUUGUCAAGGCCAUCCGAGUAGCCAAGGACCAAUUAAUGGUCACAGGAGAUGUCAUGCUGGAAUCCUAUCCUGCAGAACUGUUUGAUAAUGCAUCUAUAAAUCCAGAGAUUCAAGAUCAACCAACCAAUGUGCCCCCUGACACACACACGCACGGAUGGUUUUACCUUGCUAUGUCUUAAGUUCCUUUUCUCUCUGAGUCUGAGAUAUGAGUAAUUCAUUACACAAUUGGAUUUUACGGUUUGUUUAUGUUGAUUCCGAUUACAGAAUAAAUGACUACCUGGAGUAUAUAGGGAAAAAAAACUAAUGAAAAAACAAACAUCAAUCAAGAACAUUUAUGAAUAAAGACUUUAAACAUCCAUACUUAGAAAUAUAUAUGAUAUUUAGAAAUAGAUCUGAAAAGACUUAUGUAAUGUGUUUUAAUCAAAUCUUGAAGAGAAAUUGACCAAUAAAUCAAAUCUUGAAAAGAAAUUGACCAAUAAAUCAAAUUUGGAAAGAAAGUGACAGAUAAAUCAAGUCUAAAAAAGAAAACAACCACUACAUCAAACCAUGAUAUGUUUAUUAAAGCA
Messenger RNA from Sciurus carolinensis (gray squirrel), 4098 nucleotides. RefSeq names its product MAF bZIP transcription factor (gene Maf). Gene Ontology annotation, biological process: regulation of transcription by RNA polymerase II; lens fiber cell differentiation. The transcript is spliced from 3 exons. The coding region runs from base 1384 to 2583 and encodes 399 amino acids. Gene Ontology annotation, cellular component: nucleus. The record is from RefSeq and is a predicted model, not a curated record. NCBI's taxonomy places the organism in Eukaryota, Metazoa, Chordata, Mammalia, Rodentia, Sciuridae. Gene Ontology annotation, molecular function: RNA polymerase II cis-regulatory region sequence-specific DNA binding; DNA-binding transcription factor activity, RNA polymerase II-specific.